Messenger RNA from Peromyscus eremicus (cactus mouse), 1637 nucleotides. RefSeq names its product maelstrom spermatogenic transposon silencer (gene Mael). The transcript has 12 exons. Gene Ontology annotation, cellular component: nucleus; P granule. The record is from RefSeq and is a predicted model, not a curated record. Gene Ontology annotation, molecular function: sequence-specific DNA binding. Gene Ontology annotation, biological process: piRNA processing; negative regulation of DNA-templated transcription; spermatogenesis. Lineage: Eukaryota; Metazoa; Chordata; Mammalia; Rodentia; Cricetidae. The coding region runs from base 163 to 1467 and encodes 434 amino acids.
CCAACGGGGGAGCCCAAUGCGGCUGCGCGCUGCGCCCUGAUUGGCCAGGCGCAGGGCAGGAGCGCGCGCGCAGGCGCCCAGCUCGGUUACUAAGGGCGGGAGCCCGGCGAGGGCGCCGGCUGCUUGCUGUGUCUCUGGAGGGCGUCGAGGCCCGACGACGCCAUGCCCAACCGCAGGGCCAGCCGCAAUGCCUACUAUUUCUUCGUGCAGGAGAAGAUUCCCGAACUGCGCCGGCGAGGCCUGCCGGUGGCCCGAGUGGCGGACGCCAUCCCCUACUGCUCGGCCGACUGGGCGCUCCUCAGGGAGGAUGAGAAGGAGAAGUACUCAGAAAUGGCUCGAGAAUGGAGAGCAGCCCAGGGAAAGGAUUCGGGGCCUUCAGAGAAGCAGAAAUUCAUAUCCACGCCACUGAGGAGACCAGGCAUGCUUGUACCAAAACCAAGUGUUUCUCCCCCUGAUAUGUCAAAUUUGUCUAUAAAAAGUGAUCAAGCUCUCCUUGGAGGCAUUUUUUAUUUUCUGAACAUUUUUAGCCAUGGUGAGCUACCUCCUCAUUGUGAACAGCGCUUCCUCCCUUGUGAAAUUGGCUGUGUUAAAUACUCCCUCCAGGAAGGUAUUAUAGCAGAUUUCCACAGCUUUAUCCAUCCAGGUGAAAUUCCACGAGGAUUUCGAUUCCAUUGCCAGGCUGCAAGUGAUUCUAGUCACAAGAUUCCUAUUUCAAACUUUGAAUUCGGGCAUGACCAAGCAACUGUGUUACAAAACCUUUAUAAAUUUAUCCAUCCAAACCCAGGGAACUGGCCACCUAUUUACUGCAAGUCUGAUGAUAGAGCCAGAGUCAACUGGUGUUUGAAGCGUAUGGAGCGGGCAUCAGAAAUCAGGCAAGAUCUAGAACUUCUUACUGUAGAGGACCUUGUAGUGGGAAUCUACCAGCAAAAAUUCCUCAAGGAGCCCUCUAAGACCUGGGUUAGAAGUCUCCUAGAUGUGGCCAUGUGGGACUAUUCUAGCAACACAAGGUGCAAGUGGCAUGAAGAAAAUGAUAUUCUCUUCUGUGCAUUAGCUGUUUGCAAGAAAAUCGCGUACUGCAUCAGUAAUUCUCUAGCCACUCUCUUUGGAAUCCAGCUCACUGGAGCUCAUGUACCACUACAAGACUAUGAGGCCAGCAAUAGUGUGACACCCAAAAUGGUUGUAUUGGAUGCAGGGCGUUACCAGAAGCUAAGAGUUGAGAGUCCAGGAUUCUGUCAUUUCAACUCUCACAAUCAGGAACAAAGAUCAAACACAUCCACUGGUUAUUACCCAUCUGGGGUGAAAAUUUCUGGCCCCAACAGCAGUGUUCGAGGAAGAGGGAUUACCCGCUUACUAGAGAGCAUCUCCAGCUCCUCCAACAACAUCCAUAGAUACUCCAACUGUGAGACCUCACUCUCACCUUACAUGCCCCCAAAAGAUGGGUACAAAUCUUUCUCUUCCUUUUCUUAAUGAUGGUACUUUUUGCAAUGUCUGGAAAAAUAACAAGCCCAACUUCCUUUCUGACUACAGUCAAUAUUAAACAAACAGAUCACAUCAACAGUAAAUGUCAUUCCUCUAAAAACUACAUAAUUUGUAAGGAAACUAUUUCAUAGAUUAAAAAUAAUUGUGGUUGGAAAAGA